UUGUGUUCAUCUUUGAUGGUCUGGAUGAGAGUCGACUUCCGCUGAAUUUCCAAGAGAACCAGCAGUUGUCUGAUGUGACACAAACAUCAUCAGUGGAUGUGUUGAUGACGAGCCUCAUUCAGGGAACUCUGCUUCCCUCUGCUCUCAUCUGGAUAACCUCCCGACCAGCAGCAGCCAGUCAGAUCCCUUCUCAGUGCAUCAAUCAGGUGACAGAAGUACGAGGGUUCAGUGACCCACAGAAGGAAGAGUACUUCAGGAAGAGGAUCAUUAACCAGAAUCAAGCUAACAGAAUCAUCUCGCACAUUAAGGCAUCCAGGAGCCUCCACAUCAUGUGCCACAUGCCAGUCUUCUGUUGGAUCUCAGCCACUGUCCUUCUGCAGAUACUGAAAGAGGCUGAUGGGAAGAAAGCCCCCAAAACUCUGACUGAGAUGUUCAUACACUUCCUGCUCAUCCAGACCACCAGGAAGAACCAGAAGUAUCAAGAGGAAAAUUAUAAAGAUAGGCAGAGGCUCCUGGAUUCACAUAAAGAUGUCAUACUGAAACUGGCAGAGCUGGCCUUCAAGCAUUUGGAGAAUGGCAAUCUCAUGUUCUAUGAGGAAGACCUGAGAGAGUGUGGCAUUGAUGUGAGUGAAGCCUCAGUGUACUCUGGCAUGUGCACUGAGAUCUUCAGGGAGGAAUGUGUGUUUCACCACAACAAGGUCUACUGCUUUGUGCAUCUGAGCAUCCAGGAGUUUCUGGCAGCCAUGUUUGUGUUUCACUCCUACAUGUCAGAACAUUUUGAGAGACUGAAAUCAUUCACCAGCAAACGACACAAAGACCUGCAAGCCCCCCUUCCCUUGCAUUUUCUGUUGAAGGGAGCCGUGGACAAAGCUUUGGACAGCAACAAUGGACACCUGGACCUUUUCCUCCGCUUCCUUGUAGGCAUCUCAUUGGAGAGCAAUCAGGCUCUUUUACAAGGUCUGCUGUCAAAAACACACAGCAGCUCAAAGAGCAUCAAGAAAACUUGUCAGUACAUCAAGGAUCUCAACAGAAAGGAUCUGUCUCCUGAAAGAUGCAUCAAUCUUUUCCAUUGCUUAUUUGAAAUGAAUGAUCAUUCCCUAUAUAAAAAAGUCCAGACAUACAUGAAAAAUUCAGAUGGCGUCUCGGGUGCACUGUCACCUGCUCUCUGUUCAGCACUGGCUCACAUGCUUCUGAUGUCUGAGGAGGUGCUGGAUGAGUGUGACUUGACGAAAUACAACACAUCAGAGGAGGGACGGAGGAGACUAAUACCAGUUGUGAGAUGCUGCAGAAAGGCCCGACUUAAAGGCUGUAAACUCACACAUGAGUCCUGUAAGGUUGUGGCCUCAUUUCUGCAGUUAGCAAACCCCCUGCUAGAGCUUGACCUGAGCAACAAUGACCUGAGAGAUUCUGGAGUUCAGCUUCUUUCUAAAGGACUGUCUAGUCCUCACUGUAAACUGCAGACAUUAAGACUUAAAGGCUGUAAACUCACACAUGAGUCCUGUAAGGUUGUGGCCUCAUUUCUGCAGUUAGCAAACCCCCUGCUAGAGCUUGACCUGAGCAACAAUGACCUGAGAGAUUCUGGAGUUCAGCUUCUUUCUAAAGGACUGUCUAGUCCUCACUGUAAACUGCAGACAUUAAGACUUGCUGACUGUAAGCUAACAGAGGAGUCCUGUAAGGCUGUAGCCUCUGCUCUGCAGUCAUCGGUCUCCCUGACAGAACUGGACCUCACAAACAGUGAAAUGAAGGAUUCUGGUGUUCAGCUUCUCUCUGCAGGACUAAGUAGCCCUCACUGUAAACUACAGACAUUAAGACUUGCUGACUGUAAGCUAACAGAGGAGUCCUGUAAGGCUGUAGCCUCUGCUCUGCAGUCAUCGGUCUCCCUGACAGAACUGGACCUCACAAACAGUGAAAUGAAGGAUUCUGGUGUUCAGCUUCUCUCUGCAGGACUAAGUAGCCCUCACUGUAAACUACAGACAUUAAGACUGUGUUGUUGUCUCAUCACACACGAGGGCUGUUCUUUCUUGGCCUCUGCCCUCAAAUCAAACCCCUCCUACCUGAAACAGCUGGAUCUGAGCUACAAUCACCCAGGAGACUCAGGUGUCAGAGAGCUCACAGACAGACUGAAUGAUCCCAACUGUAAACUAGAGACGUUCAGGUAUGACCAUGGAGGAGAGUUCAGGCUUAAACCAGGACCGAGAAAAUAUGCCUGUGAGUUCACACUGGACCCAAACACAGCAAACAGAGAUCUCUCUCUCUCUGAGGGGAACAGAAAGGUGACACGUGAGACACAUGAGACACCUGUGAGUGAGGAGCAGCACCAUCCUGACGACCCAGAGAGAUUUGACUACUGGGAUCAGGUGCUGUGUAGAGAGGAUCAGUCUGGACGCUGCUACUGGGAGGCUGAGUGGAGUGGUGGUAGGGCUGAUAUAGCAGUGGCAUAUAAGAGCAUCAAGAGGAAAGGGGCGAGUGCUGACGGCCUGUUUGGACAAAAUGACAAGUCCUGGCAUCUGAAAUGCUCUGGUAACAGUUACUCUGCCUGGCACAAUAAUAAGAAGACUGCCAUACCUGCCCCCUCCUCCGGCUCCAGCAGAGUAGGAGUGUACCUGGACUGGCCAGCAGGCACUCUGUCCUUCUACAGCGUCUCCUCUGACACACUCACCCACCUGCACACGUUCCACUCCACAUUCACUGAGCCCCUCUAUCCUGGGUUUUAUGUUUAUUUUGGCUCCUCAGUGUCCCUGUGCCAGAUCACAUGA
Clupea harengus (Atlantic herring) is the source of this 2756-nucleotide messenger RNA. RefSeq names its product NACHT, LRR and PYD domains-containing protein 12-like. The transcript has 8 exons. The coding region runs from base 105 to 2756 and encodes 883 amino acids. Gene Ontology annotation, molecular function: protein binding. NCBI's taxonomy places the organism in Eukaryota, Metazoa, Chordata, Actinopteri, Clupeiformes, Clupeidae. The record is from RefSeq and is a predicted model, not a curated record.